Messenger RNA from Cyphellophora attinorum, 618 nucleotides. Its product is annotated as Phosphatidylglycerophosphatase GEP4, mitochondrial. The record is from RefSeq and is a predicted model, not a curated record. Lineage: Eukaryota; Fungi; Ascomycota; Eurotiomycetes; Chaetothyriales; Cyphellophoraceae. The transcript has 2 exons. Bases 1 to 618 code for a protein of 205 amino acids. Gene Ontology annotation, molecular function: phosphatidylglycerophosphatase activity.
AUGAGCACAGAGGCGAUGCCACUAUUUUCAAAUCUGCCCGCUCUGCGCUUGACGCUUGCCUACGUGUUGACAGAGCCUUCGUCACUAUUGCCACAUUACACAAUUCCAACCCUGCUACAGUUGCCUAUUCCUGUGAGUACAGUACUUGGCACAUCGUCAAGGAAGCCUACGAUCAAGGCGCUUGUGCUCGACAAGGAUAACACGAUCUGUGCGCCGGAGACAGCCAUUGUGCAUUCAGCAUAUCGGAAGAAGAUCGAAGAAAUCAAGCUAGCAAAGAAGCUCGAAACCGAGCUAGGACUGCCAGUCUUACGCCAACAACCUGGCCGGAAGAAGCCACUGUGCGGUCCAGAUGUUCUGCAGUAUUUCCGAGAGAAUGGCGUGACGGAUGACCCAGCAGAGAUAGUAUUUGUUGGCGACCGGCUGGCCACUGAUGUCAUGGUUGCUCGAGAGAUGGGCAGCUGGAGUAUCUGGUGUCGCGAUGGAUGGCGAUCGCCCGAAGCGCCACAGCAAGACCACAGAGGUGUCUUUGCCCGGAUCGAGAGCUCGUUUGAGAGCGUGAUGAGAGAGCGUCUUGGCAAAGCAGCACCUCCGCCUACUGCUCGAACAAGGACGACAUGA